AUCUCCCACCUAUGCGACAUGAUUCUUUGGCACGCGGUUGAUAGGCGAUGAGACGAUGUACGGCGCUCCGCCCAAGCAGCUUUGGGGCAUCGAGUCUUCACCAAGCUAAACGAUGGCACUCUUACGAUAAAGCCUCUCUGACGAAAGAGGCCCUGUUACAGAAAGUCGAAGCUGGCCUUGGACGCGAUGCGGACGGCAAGCCACUCAAGAUCGAUGCCGAGGCCAAGACGAUAGCAACGGCUGCAGGAGAUCUUCCCAUCUCACCGAUAUUCGAUCCGGCAUGGAUGCAGGCCAGGCGGAAGACUGCAAAAGCUGCUCCUGGCCCUCCGCUUGGCCGGUUUCGACGGAAGCUGGCGAAUAACCCUUUUGCACAGGCACUCGCUACGCCAGUACGGAGAUGUCCCAACACCGCCACCAGCUUGCCGCGAUACUUCCUACAAGAUUUUGAGCUGAUACAGCACCCAACCACCGGCAAGGCGUGGUGGGCUCCCGGCCCGUUAGCUUUUGAGCAUGUCCAGCCUACGAAACGACUCGACGAGGAAGAGCCCGACAUCAGCAAAGGGCUCGAUGGAGAGGCCUCGGCAAGGAACCCCCGAUCAGCCCCUGUAGCAGGCCAGAAAGACGACACUGCGGAUUCCGAGAAGGAUGUCCGACGGCCGCGCAGAGCACCCAUCACGAGCUACACGCUGAACCGCAAGCCGCUCGUUGACAUGAUUGGCGGGCGAAACAAGAAAUACCUCUCCGUGCUGCUGGCGGUCCGAAGCGGCAUGGCUAUAUCCCCCGACAGUCGGGAUGCAGUGUGGAGGGAGGACAUGGGCGAUGUGCUGCUGCAGAUGAUGCGUCAACAGGCAACUGAUGCGCUAGCUCUUCGUGGCAACAGGCUACAGUCACACGAAGACAAGCACAGGUUCAUCGAGCCCUGCGCCAGCUGGAAGGAUGUCGAAGGAGUCAAGCUGCGGGGUUGCGUGCUUUGGCUGCCGGAAAAGAAAGACGCCGCACGUCAGUACGCGACGCUGGAUAUCGAGGGAGUCCAAUACGGGAAGAAGAUGGUUGUGCAUAACCUGUAUUGGCUGCUUGGCGAGCAGGAGGUGCAGCGGCUGAGGGAGUCGGCCGAGCUGUUUCGAGAGGGAGAGAUAUUCGUGCUGAAGCAAUGGGGGAGCACGAGCAUGAUGAGGCUGCACAUGCUGCUGUGGAGGCUACAUGGCUAUCUGGCAGAACCCGAAGCAGAUACUCCGCGAUUGCCCACCAUGCGCGCUGCCAACCCGGAGCUGGUCCAGCCCGAGGACUGGGCACGACCCGACAAGCCCUCCUUCAACACGCCCGUCUUCCUCAUCCACGACGGCGGCGGCACCACCUUUGCCUACCACUGCCUCGAGGUCCUGGGCCGCUACGUCUACGGCAUCCACAACCCGCACUUCUACACCGGCGAUGUCUUCGAGGGCGGGAUCCCGGAAAUGGGCCGCCUGUACGCGCGAUGGAUCCGGGAGACGGUGCUGGAGGACGGCUUCCCGGCGAGGGCGAGGAACCACGACGGCACCGUCAGCGUCAUGCUCGGCGGAUGGAGCCUGGGCGGGCUGCUGAGCUUGGAGAUUGCGCGCCAGCUGGCCGUGGACGACGCGAUUCGGGUGACGGGCAUCCUCAUGAUUGACAGCAUCUAUCCGGGCAACGAAGACGACACGUCAUCCGACGAGGCCUCAACAAUAGAAAGCGGCCUGACGCAGAACCAGAUCCGUUCCAAGCGGUGCAUGGCCGAGGCGGUACGCAUGAUCCGACAGUGGCGUCUACCCGAAUGGCGUGGUAGAUUGUACAAUCGACGACCCAAGGUGGUGCUGCUGCGUGCGAAGGAAUACGUGCCGACAAAGGACGGCCGGAUGGUCGGGCUGGAUCUGAAUCGGGAGGACGAGAUGCUGGGUUGGGGCGAUUAUGACGAUGAAAUGUUUUGCGAUGUGAUGGAUGUGGAGGGCCAUCAUUUUGAUAUCUUUGCGUUUGAGCGAAUAGAUGGCAUUACGAGGGCGGUCAAGAAGGGGCUGGAUAGGCUGGAGGAGUGUUCGCAGAUGAUGAUGUAUGGGGAUGGAUGGUAA
Trichoderma citrinoviride is the source of this 2081-nucleotide messenger RNA. RefSeq lists its product as hypothetical. The coding region runs from base 48 to 2081 and encodes 677 amino acids. The transcript is spliced from 5 exons. The record is from RefSeq and is a predicted model, not a curated record. NCBI's taxonomy places the organism in Eukaryota, Fungi, Ascomycota, Sordariomycetes, Hypocreales, Hypocreaceae.